AUGAAAGAAGCUGCUUAUGCUGAUGAAUUAGAGGCGCUUGAAGGGUAUAAAGCAACUCGUAAUGAUUGGUUUGUGAAAGAACCGAGGAAGAGAAGCAAGAAGGCCACCCCUAAAGCACAGAAGGGUGUAGGGUCAUCAUCACAGCCUAAGAAAAGACAAAAGAAAGUUGCAAAGACUUUAGUGAUUGAUGAGCCUGAGGUAGAAGAAACGGUUGUAAAUGUUGAAGAAAAUCAGGAUUCUGAUAUGGAGGAUGUAUUGAAAAACAUUGAUUACGAAUUAGAUUCAGAUAAAGCAGCUGAUGUUGCUCAAAAGGGAAAAGCUGCUGAUGAUAUAGAAGGUGAUGAUGUUGAUAAAAGUACUACGAGCUCUUCGAGUUCUUCUGAUGAUGAGAUAGAUGAAACAGAACGUUUAAGAAGGAUUCAAGAAGAGACAGAGAAAGAGAAACAGUUGAGAAAGAGGAAGAGGCAGGAGAAGGAUGAUGCUGCAUACAUUCCAUCUCCUGAGCAUGUAUCUGAAUCUCAAUCGCCUUCAGGUGGAAGGAAGAAAGUUAGUGCUAGAAAAAGGAUUGUUUCGCCGAAGAUAAAGAAAGUUACUCCAAAGAUCACAAAGCCAAAGAUUGUUCUGAAGAAGAAAUCAUCUAAAGAACCAAGUAAACCACCACCACCACCACCACCUGAACCUACACCACAUCAAUCACCACCACAUCAAACACCUCCAAGACAACCAACACCUCAAAGACAACUUUCACCACCAAAACAACCAACACCACCUAGACAACCAUCACCGUUACAUCUCUCACCACCACAUCAAACACCACCUCAUGAACAACCUUUUCUUACUGCGUUUGAAAUGAUCUAA
Messenger RNA from Helianthus annuus (common sunflower), 858 nucleotides. RefSeq names its product serine/arginine repetitive matrix protein 1-like. The transcript has 2 exons. The coding region runs from base 1 to 858 and encodes 285 amino acids. Lineage: Eukaryota; Viridiplantae; Streptophyta; Magnoliopsida; Asterales; Asteraceae. The record is from RefSeq and is a predicted model, not a curated record.